This is a messenger RNA of Peronospora farinosa, 1302 nucleotides long. Lineage: Eukaryota; Oomycota; Peronosporomycetes; Peronosporales; Peronosporaceae. The record is from the annotation of a GenBank genome assembly.
AUGAUUUCGGCUACAUCAGCAGUGCCGACAUCUGGUGCUGCGACCAUCACAUUCUAUGACGAACCGUGGACGGUGGAAGUAGCGCGUUUGUUAUUGGAGAUAGAUGAGGGUUGGGUAGGUUAUUGUCAUGACACGAUUUGGAGUUGGCAUGAAGAGACGUAUAAGGUCUUUACAUCAAUUUGUUGCGAUCGCAAGUGGCCGUGCAACUCGAAAGCCGCUUGUAUUGCAAUGUUACAGGCGAUACGUACCGGUGUCAUUAGCAUGACAUUUAGUAAUGCAACACGAAGCUCCGAUGGUUAUGCACAGUGGUCAUUGAUUGAGAUGCGGGAGCUUGGAGCUCAGAUGCGACACGUUGUAGACAAUGAGAGUCUAACGAUAUGCUGGACAGCACAAUUGGAGAUGUUUCUACAGAUUAUGACAAGUAAAGACACCAAGUACGUUAUCAAUGAUCGGACGACGGAGGAUUUUGCGGCACGUGCAAGUAAAUAUCUCCCCGAGACGUUGGUGUCGAUCGAUUCGGACCUGCCGAAUCGUACUUUGACUCCAGAAUAUAAACAACGGACGCGUCGGCAAGCAAUGGACGACGCCAUUGAUAGUGCUGAUGAACCUCUUUUGUCGGGCAGAAAUAUCUAUACAAAAGCGACAAUGGCAGCCAGGAAACGAGUUCGAAAUAGAACUGUGGAGACGUUUGAAGAUAAAGACGUAUCGCGGCGGGACAAUACAUCAUUGCAAAAAGGGUCAGCUACGCAAGAACUUUAUGGCGAAUUGCUACAUUUGCCACUAGAAGGUGAUGGACCAUCGACUGAUUGUAGCCAGAACCUUGCAGGUGUAGGACAAUCUUCGCUUUCUAUAGACAUGGUGCAUUCAAGACGGCCCCCUUCAGCAGUAAAUCAUGCUACUGCUUACCACAACUCUCCGUCACCGGGACAAGCCCCACCUCGCCAAGUGUCGACAUCCAUGCGAGACAUUCCCUACCAAAUUGAGUGGGCUCCAACUUCUCCUCUUCAAUAUACUGCGGACCAAGCACAAUCAGUAAACGGGAUUGCUGCAGCAACGCAACAGCCGACUAGAAAGUGUCGGCGCGUCCAGCAAUCGAGUAGUUACAACCGUGAGACGGUCAAUAGUCGCACGAGCAGCACAAAGGCCAAUAUACCGUCCCACUUCCGUAAUCUCAACCCGUACGAUCGGCCGGGCAAGCUAUGGGGUGAGUUCGUGGUGGAAGUGCUACUCGCAGAGAGAACUGCAAGCAACGAAGACGAGCUGGACUACGUGCAGUUCGUACGUAGUCUAUACGAAAUUUGA